AUGUCCUACAGGCCAGGGAGAUGGACUUGGCCCUGUUGGGUGCUCCUGCUCCUCUUGAGCUUCUUGCUCUUGGUGACUCAUGUUUGGUCUACCAAUGAGAAAAAUGACCCUGAAGACCAAACCAGCAUAGCUGAGCACUUCCCAGCCACCGUGGAGUAUGCUUUGCAUACAUUUAACCUGCAAAGCAAGGACACCCAUGCUUACAGGCUAAUGCGCAUCCUGAGUGUGUGGAAGGAAAAGAUGGAUAGCAUGCUGGCUUUCUCUAUGGAGCUGGAGCUUGGCCGGACCAGGUGCAGGAAAUUUGAGGAUGACAUUGAAAACUGCCCCUUCCAUGAAAGUCCAGCGGUAAGCAAGACCCUCAGCUGCUUCUUCACCAUCAGCACCCAGCCUUGGAGAACCAAGUUUGAUCUCCUGAACAGCACCUGCGUGGAGGGUGUCCCAGGCUCCUGA
This is a messenger RNA of Chrysochloris asiatica (Cape golden mole), 450 nucleotides long. It is a transcript of the gene CST9L, whose product is annotated as cystatin 9-like. Gene Ontology annotation, molecular function: cysteine-type endopeptidase inhibitor activity. The coding region runs from base 1 to 450 and encodes 149 amino acids. Lineage: Eukaryota; Metazoa; Chordata; Mammalia; Afrosoricida; Chrysochloridae. The transcript is spliced from 3 exons. The record is from RefSeq and is a predicted model, not a curated record. Gene Ontology annotation, biological process: antimicrobial humoral response.